UUGUCCGCCAGUCUCCCUGUUAAAACUAUACACUUAGUAAUUGUCCGUCUCUGGUGGGAAUACAGCUAGCUGUGUUCAAAGUAGCUAACUGGCGUGCUAGUUAACUCUAAUGCGCACAGACAUCCUUUGCUUGCUAGGUACCUAGCUACGCGCGUGGACUGAUCUCCAACCAUACUCGUUUUUUACCGUUGCCGCAGGUUGUAUCCUUGUUUUAGUGUAGGUCGAUUUCAUUAUCGCUAGAUUUUAUUCGUACCAUAUUACUUUCUCUCCAGUUACAUUUCACAAAGUACAUACUAUGCCUGGUUCUUCCUGAUAUGCCCUUUUAUUUGUACGCAUGCGUGACGGUGUCGCGUAGUCCGCAGGCUUUGUAGUUUUUCUUGACUUUGUGUUGCAGUGACGUACGGGGCUGUGUGUAAAUAUGCGAACUACAAGUUCCAUGUAAUAUCACGCAACCCCCCCCCCCCCCAACUCUUUUAGUGCCAUAUGUGAGACGCUGCUAGUUGGUCAUGUAAAUAAGUAGUAAGGAGUUUCUGAUCAGCUUUACUGUAGGCAGAUGGUUAAAGCUGUAAAGUUAUGAAUAUCUUGAAACGAGGGCUCCCUGUCCUUGAUGGUUUAAUACGCAAUUAACACAGCUAAUCUUUGAGGAGAAGGGAUAGUUGAAGAUCUAUCGUGCAUUCGGCGUUUUGUAAUUUGAACCCCAUUAAAGUUUAACUUUUCCCUGGAAUUAUUACAUUUAGACGUUUCCGUAUUACGACUGUGCGCCGUGUGAAAUCAGUGCGUUUAAGGUGCGGCUUAGUUUCUCCAGUUUCACCCCUGAGAGCUGCUGUAGUCGGGCGGUGGGUCUGAACGGGAAAGCCCGUCUCCGAUGCCGUUUUUCCUGCUUUUUGCCGGAGGAUCCGAAGUGGCGUUUGCUGCCUACAUGACUUUAUAUCGCUGCCGGAGAGGCUGUGCUGGGCUGACGAGUUUCGGCUGUCGGCAUCUACCUCAGAGAAGCCCGGCCCACCCCCACUCGCCGAUCCGCAGACGUGCAUCCCUCAGCAAGCCCCCCAGCCCCGUUCUGCUCCGCUGACCAGGUCUGAGCCGUUGGUGUGCUGAGCCCAGCGCUGUGCCAGUAGCGGAGCCCAGGGGAGGAGACGACCCCACCUCUCAUCAUCGCCCCUCCCCCAGCGAUGCGUGCGGGAGGCGGCCCAAGGGACAGCACGCCUCCGCGGCCUCUCCUCUCCUCCUCUUCCUCCUGCAGCUGCUCGUUGUCCUCCUCCUCCCCUACCCCCCCACCGCGCCCCCACCCUGCGGCAGGAUGCCUGCCCCUUCCCCUCCUGCUCUCCCCCAGGCCCUGAGCUCUGCCCCAAGACCAUGAGCUCGUACAGAGACCGAACACAUUGCGCCCCUGAGCUGCUGGAGGUGGAGGGGGGGCCUCCCAGCUUCUGCUCCCUGCCUCCUUCCUCCCAGACCCCCCUGUCGGACUUCCACAUGUCCAACGGGCACUCUCCGUCCGAACCAUCGGCCCCCCCUCGGGUGUGCGUGCCCAAGAUGGGCGUACGAGCACGCAUUGCCGAGUGGCCCCCCCGACGGGAGCGCUCACAGGAGUCGCUACUGGAGAACGGGCAUGGAGGGCAGUCGGGACCCCCUCUGGGGCGUGGCACCGUGCCCCGCAUCACGCGUCUGCAGUCGAAGGACGUGGAAUUCCGGGACGGGAUUCGGGGCGGCUCUCCCAGGCUCUUUCGACCGGCAGCGCCACUGCGUCAGCGUUCGAGCAGCGAGGUGACCCUGAGCGAGCAGGACGAUGCGGAGGCGGAGGUACGGGCAGGGCUGUUCCGCGAGUACGGCAGCACCUCCUCCAUCGACGUGCAGGGUGUCCCAGAGCAGAGCUUCUUCGACAUGCUCAGCCAGUUCCACCAGGAACGGCCCGACCAGCGCAGCACUGCCCCCGCGCAUCUUGGGGAGCUCCUUCGGGUCGAAAACUCUGCCCCCAAUACUGCCCCCAGCCCCGCCCUCCAGGCUGUGAGCCCCACCCCCCGCCUCGAUGAAGGCCCCCUCCGGGUUAGGAAGAAGAGUGGUGGCACAGAGUCUUCACUGGGCACGUCGUCGCUGUUCCGUAAACUGCGCAGCUCCAGCCGAACCGAGGUGGAAACGGUGCGGGGCGACCUGGACGAAGGGCGCCCCCCAGAGGCCAGGAGGACCUGGCACUGCCCAAAGAGUUUUGCCCACUUCGACGUGCAGAGCAUGUUGUUCGACCUGCAUGAGGCCUCCAGCCAGCGUGCCCACGUGGCACAACGGCGCAACACCGCCACCGGGGCGUCAGCUGCCUCUACUGUUUCCCCCCCCGCCGUCGAGCCUGGCUUCUCCAGCACAGAGGACCUGCUCUGCCCAGAGUUGGCUCCCCCUCUUGGCUCGGAGGCUUGCGACGACACUCUGGCGCCGCUGCUGCUCAGCUGCCCACACUUCUGCAACGAGACUGGCGGCUGCUCCGAGCGCAAUGUCAGCUUCCUGAGCUCGUGGGCGGGGGUGGGGCCGGCGGGGGCAGGGCCGGCGGUGGGCACGCGCUGCGCCAACGCCAGCGUCUCGGUGCUGGAGGUGCCCCCCGAUCAGCAGCUGUCCACCCGCCUCGAGCGUUUCAAGCACUACAGCAUUGAGCAUGUGGACCUGGGCGCGCGCUACUACCGGGACUACUUCCACGGCCGCGAGCACUCAACCUACUUUGGGACAGACGAGAAGUUGGGUGCAGUGGCUGUCAGCAUUCGCAGGGAGAAGCUGGAGGACACCAAGGACUUGAAGGACCAGUACCAGUACCGGCUCAUCUUACGGACCAACGAGAUGGUGACACUGCGUGGGUCAAUCCUGGAGGAUGCAGUGCCUUCAACGGCGCGGCACGGCACAGCGCGGGGGUUACCGCUGAAGGAGCUGCUGGAGUGCGUCGCCCCCGAACUGAGUGUGUCCUGCCUGCGGUUGGCGCUGAACACUCCCAAGGUCACCGAGCAGCUGCUCAAGCUGGACGAGCAAGGGCUGAGCCAGAAGCAAAAGGUGGGAAUUCUGCUAUGCCGAGCCGGCCAGAGCACAGAGGAGGAGAUGUACAACAAUGAGGAGGCGACGCCCGCCUUUCGCGCCUUUCUCGACCUGCUGGGGGAGCAGGUGUGCCUGCGAGGGUUCACCAAGUACGCCGCCCAGCUGGACACCAAGACGGACUCAACAGGCACGCACUCCUUGUACACCACCUACCUGGACUAUGAGGUCAUGUUCCACGUGUCCACCAUGCUGCCCUACAUGCCCAACAACCCGCAGCAGCUCCUGAGGAAGAGGCACAUCGGCAACGACAUCGUCACCAUCAUCUUCCAGGAGCCUGGCGCCCUGCCCUUCACUCCGCAGAACAUCCGCUCGCAGUUCCAACACGUCUUCGUCAUCGUUCGUGUGCACAACCCCUGCACCGAUGACGUUUCCUACAGCGUGGCUGUGACGCGCAUGAAGGACGUGCCCAUGUUUGGGCCACCCAUCCCCAAUGGCGUGACCUUCCGCAACCCGGAAGUGUUCCGGGACUUCCUGCUGGCCAAGGUGAUCAACGCGGAGACCGCCGCCCACAAGUCGGAGAAGUUCCAUACCAUGGCCAGGCGCACGCGGCAGGAGUACCUUCGCGACCUGGUGGAGAACUGUGCCAGCGGCACCUUCCUGGACUCGGCAGGAAAGCUCAACAACCUCAUAUCGCUGGCCUCCAAGAAACGGGAGCGGGCGCGAGCCCGCGAGGGAGCCGAGCUGGGAGCCCUGGGGGCCGUGACCUGGCGCGUGAAGGCCCAAGACUUCAGUGGGGGCGGGGCGGAACUGGCCUGCGUGCUGGGCAUGUCCGGCGAAUACGUCGUGCUGGUGGACUGCGCCACCAAGGAGGUGGUCUUCAACUGCUAUUGCGCUGACGUCAUCGGCUGGACUCCUGAACGCCUGGCCCUGAAGAUUUACUAUGGCCGGGGUGACCACAUCGCCGCCAGGGUGGCCGAGGGCUGUGCCCAGGACAUACGGGAGAUCGUCCAACGGCUGAAGGCCCUGACGGUGGGCUGUGAGACGGUGGACAUGACUCUUCGGCGGAACGGUCUGGGUCAGCUGGGGUUCCACGUGCGGCUGGACGGCACCGUGGCCGAGGUGGAGGAGUACGGUUUUGCCUGGCAGGCCGGCCUGCGGCAGGGCAGCCGCCUGGUGGAGAUCUGCAAGGUGGCCGCCGUCACGCUGUCCCACGAGCAGAUGAUCGACCUGCUGCGCACCUCCGUGACCGUCAAGGUGGUCAUCAUCCCGCCGUACGACGAGGGAGGGCCGCGCAGGGGCUGCACUGAAGAGUACGAAAUGAAGACGGUGGAGCAGAAAGCCGAGCCGGAGCCAGUGGCGGCAGUGUACCGCCCCUCCCACCGCACUCCCGCCUGGCGCUGGGACAGCCCCCCCGCCACCCACAGUGCCGCCACUCCUCAACGCUGGACCCCAGUGGGGCCUCCACAGUCCCUGCCUCGUACCCAUAAGGUCGCGGUGCCCAUCCCAUACAGGGAGGUCCAGCACCUUCCCACCAAGAGGCCAGUGAGCUUCCCUGAAAAUCAUUACAACAUCCCUCCGACAGGGGGCGACAGAGUGCUUCCGUACCGCAACCCCUCGGCCAGCUUCUCUGCUCCGAGUUCAACGCUGGCCACAGCUGGGCUCGGGGGGCCAGGUCUAGGUGGGCCUUUUGUGCGCUACAAACCUUCCCCCGACAGGUACGGCAUGUCGCAGCGCCCCCUACUGGGCUACGAGCCGCACAUGAACCUGGACAUGGCAUCGAGCGGGGAGUCGUCGUCCGGAUUCACCAGUCAGGGCAGCACCAUGGAGCGGAUCAAACCGGAACCCCUAUGGCACAUGCCGGUGUCCUCACGGGUGCCCCCUGUGGGUGGGGGAGGGACGCAGAAGCGUUCAAGCCGGCAGGAUCCCCCCGGGAAGGACUCUCCCAACCGCCACUCAAAGGGGGAGGCCCAGUACUCCAGCCACUCCAGCAGCAACACGCUGUCCAGCAACGCCUCUAGCAGCCACAGUGAGGAGCGCUGGUUUGACGGCGGCAUGGGCGGCUCGGGGGGGCUGGGCGACCCGGCGGAGCCAGACCUGGACCCCCUAGCCAAGGGCGGCUCCAGCGACAGCGGCAUCGACGCCUCCACCCUUUACACCCCGAGCCCCGGCACCAAGCCGGUGAAGCCGCCCCGUAGCCACCUCAGCUCCCAGAAGCCCCUGCACGGCUCGGCCACCUACAGCGGCCUCCAGGAGCUCGCCAGCCGUUCUGGGGAUGGUCGGAGGAGGGAGUCGUCCCCGGCCCUGCCUGCCUCGUCCAGCCAGAGCAAGAAUUACCGCACUCGCACAUUCCCACCACCGGGGGCCUCGGCGGACUCCUUUAAGCCCAGCCGGGCCUGCUACACCCCACAGGGGUACAAGACCCCACCGGCAGACAAAUCGCGGCCUGUGAGGGCCACCACCAUCACACCGACCUUGGGGACGUCGCAGCAGUUGUCCAGCUCCGUGCCCAAGACCUCUUACAGCAAGAGCAAACACAACGCCUGGCAGCACCACCAGAGCUCCGCCACGGCCAGCACCUGCACCGGCAGCAGCUCCGACAGCAGCAACAGCAAGAAGCAGGUGGACGUGAAUUCGAAGAACGUAUUCGGCCAGCCGCGCCUCCGCGCCUCCCUGAGGGACCUCCGCUCUCCCAGGCGUUCCCACAAGAGCACUAUCGAGGACGACCUGAAGAAGCUCAUCAUCAUGGACCAGCCCAGCGAGGCGCCUCACAGAGAUGCGUCUCCUCGGCGGAGCCUCCAGCGCACCUUCUCGGACGAGAGCCUCUGCAGUGGCCGGCGGGACUCCAGCUUCGCCAGCGCGACGCUGUUCGACACGCCGACCACGCAGAGUGACCUGCUGUUCACCUGCACGCUGCCCACGCGCCGACACGCCCACAGCUCGCACGUGCCCAGUAAGAAGGUACCGCUGUCUGCCUCUGAGCUGUCAUUGACGGAGGUGCGUGACAAAGUGCCCCCGCUCCGCCGUCUGGACCCCGGACUCAUGCCCCUCCCUGACACAGCCUGUGGCCUGGAGUGGGCUAGCUUGGUCAACGCCGCUAAAGCCUACGAGGUGCAGAGGGCGGUGUCCCUCUUCUCCCUCAGUGAGCCACCAGUGGGGGCCACAGACCUGCGACUGGCCCCCAGCCCGAUCCAUUUUCAUACGGCCCAGACCCCUCGCACGACACCGACCUUCGGCAGGCCGCCUCUACCACCUGGAGGUGAUGCUGAAGCAGCUAAACUGCGAUCUAGAGAAGGAGAAGCAGGACAAGGUGGCCCUGCUGGCAGAGAUGGCCAACCUGCGGGAGAACAACCAGCGGCUUCAGGAGGAGUCACUGUCGGCCAGCGAGCAGCUUCGCAAGUUCAGCCAGAUGCUCACUGCCGCCCAGGGAGACAGGAAGUGACAUCGGCACUGAGACAGGCCAGCUUCCACCGGCCCUGCGUGUGGCAUUAGUGAGAGGUGGAAGGGAAAGGUGGAUAAGGAGGGACUGGAAAAAGCAGGGAAGACAGGAAAACUGGCAUAAAGGAAUAGGACUCUUCCCAGGCUUGAAUUUUUGAAGAAAAAUGGUAACAGUGGAUAAAGCUGUUUGAAUGGGGGAACUGUAUAGAUUGUGGUACGAUGAAUGAGACCCGAUUGGUCACACUGUCUGGUCACGUGUUGCCCCCGAUCAUGUCUCGUUAAGGUACUGCUACGCUACCCAGACCCCUCCCACCUCACCCCACCCUCCCCCCCCCCAAAGGAAGGUUUGCUGCAAACUCGCUGGAUGCAGUUAAACGAAAGGGGUGGAGCAGACCACCGGGAUACCUGCGGAAGGGGGACUGUUAAACACUACCCUGUUCCUCCUCUUUCCAGUUCUUCCCCAAAAGCACCUCCUCACUUGUCUGACCCGAUCGAUGUUGUAAAGAUCGAGGUUGUACAGAGUAUCUCCAGCCCUGCCUGAUUUGGACAGAGACCGUCCAGGCCCCUCGUUUCCAGGUCCUGGUCGGUGUGAGAUGCAGCAGGGCGGGCAUAUAUGGAGGCAGCUACCCUGUGAUAUACCCGAGUUAGCUUGGCUUUGACUGGAACAGGUACAAUAUUUAGUUAAUAUUAUUAUUGUCUAAGUCUUAAAUGUAUAGAAACACAUAACAGCUUGUAUUGUCGGAAUAUGUCCAAGAUUUUUUUAUUGCAAUUGUUGUUUUUUUUUCCACUCUUACUGUUGAUUUUUAUUAUAUAGAAGUCUUAUUUAAUCCUCUGUCAGCACUAAUCCUUGCCGUUUAUGAAAAACCGAGCUGUUGGUCAUUGUCCCUAGAGGUCUAUAAGAAGUAAAAUAGCCAAAAAAAAAAAAAAAA
Brienomyrus brachyistius is the source of this 7367-nucleotide messenger RNA. RefSeq names its product signal-induced proliferation-associated 1 like 3 (gene sipa1l3). Bases 1354 to 6492 code for a protein of 1712 amino acids. The record is from RefSeq and is a predicted model, not a curated record. Gene Ontology annotation, biological process: epithelial cell morphogenesis; regulation of small GTPase mediated signal transduction; activation of GTPase activity. The transcript is spliced from 22 exons. Gene Ontology annotation, cellular component: cytoplasm; plasma membrane; Golgi apparatus. Gene Ontology annotation, molecular function: protein binding; GTPase activator activity. NCBI's taxonomy places the organism in Eukaryota, Metazoa, Chordata, Actinopteri, Osteoglossiformes, Mormyridae.